AUGGAUAGAGCUGCCAUCCUAGCACAAAAAAUCGAAUUCCUAUCAAAUAAGAGAAAAAUAAAAUGUUGACGUUGAUGGAAAUUUAAUUCCGAGAACAAUCCAUAAGGAGCAGGUAGGACCCAUCCUGAUAAGCUGAAAGCAGGGCCUCUGUCCCUUUGAAUAGGCCUUCAGGCUCCUUACUGAAGAAGGAAAUUUUGUUUCUCCCCGAAGGUUUUCCUGUCCCUGCCAAAUGGGCUCAACAGGUAUUGCCUACGACAUAGUCUUCCCUUGUCGGGACCAUAAGACACUCUACAAACAGUGGUUAUGCCUUAGGUAGCUGAUACUUUGACAGGUGGUUCAGAACGGAAAUCAAAAAUCGUCGCCUUCCAUUUACCUCAUUUGAGCUUCGAGGUCUAUGGAGGUAGCUAUUAUAUGAUCCGAGACAAGGCAAAGGCUUGCCCGCUUAUGGCCAGUUUAAUUGUUUAAUUUAUUAAUCAAAUCAGAAUAAAUCUCUCAGAGAGAUGCUUGCAGAAACAGAAAAAGAAACAGAAAAAAUAGCAAAUCAGGCAAAAGAAGAAACAAUGCGAUUUACUCAACUUCUCGAGCUGGUGCUUCCUAUUCUCAAGCACGUAAGCAAACCAAAAGAAUCAAGGUCAAUCCAAUGUUCCAUUCCAACUCAGACUAAUGUGCAUGAAUUUAUCUAUCUACACAAAAUCGGUGAAUCACUAGAAAAAUUUAUGGAUAAACUUAAUGAAAGUUACAUGGAAAAAGCAAAAGAUGAGGCAUUGAUUUCUCAAUUAGACGAAAACUCAACUAAAUUAAUAUCUGAAUCAGCAGUUCUUCAAUCCAGGAUUGAAAGCUUACGAAAUCAGAAAGCUCAAUUAGAAAGCUCAAUUUCAGGUCUCGUUAUAAAGAAAAGACUUGCCGAAAGCCACUUGUAUUCAUAUGGUGAUUACCCAGCUUUCCUAGGUACUUUCGAUAAUAUUUAUAAAUAA
This is a messenger RNA of Blepharisma stoltei, 974 nucleotides long. The record is from the annotation of a GenBank genome assembly. Lineage: Eukaryota; Ciliophora; Heterotrichea; Heterotrichida; Blepharismidae.